AUGGGUCAGAGCAGACCUCCAUCGCAGGAUGGAAAUGAUGGUAUCGAGGCAGUGGAUGCCCAGCAAACGUCGAUCGAGCUACAACAGAAAGACAAGCAGGAUGUGAAGGCCAAAGAGGACAUUUCGCAUGUCGAACGUGUUUUAUCACCCACCGAUGACGAUGAUCUGAGGAAAGAAGACAUGGACUUCGACCGUGUCGAUAAGGAAAUUCAGAUGUAUGUUGGCCGGGGCGCAGUCGAGAUCGAUGAAGCCACCAACGCACGCCUGAAGAAGUUGAUUGAUCGCCGCGUGCUGGUCAUCAUGAUCCUGACUUAUUUCCUCCAAGCACUGGAUAAGGGAACCAUGUCUUUCGCCUCGAUCAUGGGAAUCAAGGAGGAUGCAGGUCUUGAGAAUGGUCAAAAGUAUUCCUGGCUUACGACCUGUAUCUACAUCGCUGUCCUGGUUGUCGAGUACCCCACCAAUUGGAUUAUCCAACGUGUUCCUAUUGCCAAAUAUCUUGGAAUCAACAUCUGCAUCUGGGGUGCAAUUCUAGCCAUGCAUGCUGCCUGCCACAACUUUGCCGGGCUGGUCGUCGUGCGUACGUUGCUGGGUAUUUUCGAGGCAUGCUGCCAGCCCACCUUCGUCCUUCUUUCGUCCAUGUGGUACAAACGUGAAGAGCAAGCGGCUACCGUCACUUACUGGUAUAUGAUGAACGGUGCCCAGCAGAUUGUUGGCGGUCUCCUCGCUUAUUGCUUUACCCUCAUCGGAGGCGACAAGGUCAUCAAGUCAUGGCAAGCGAUCUUUCUCACUUACGGAUGCAUAUCUGUGCUUUGGGGCCUCUUUGUUAUCUGGUGGAUGCCCGAUUCACCCAUGAGGGCUAAGUGCUUCAGCGAAGAGGAUAAGCACCUCAUGGUUGAGCGCAUUCGUUCAAACCAGACCGGUCUCCAGAACAGAAAAUUUCGAUCUUACCAGAUGUGGGAAGCCUUUAAGGACCCCCAGACAUGGUGCUACUGCAGUGUCCAACUUUUCACCACCCUCCCAACCAGCGGUCUUGGUGCAUUUGCCGGUAUUAUUAUGACCAGCUUCAACUUCACAACCCUUCAGAGCCAAUUGCUCGCGAUGGUUCUAGGUGCCUACAUCAUCGUCGUCUUGUUGACCUCUGCGUGGCUCGUUAAGAAGUAUAAGCAGAAUCUUCUUGUUAUGCUGGGCUUUGUCAUUCCAUCUUAUAUCGGAACCAUUGUCCUUAUGACAGUCCCGAACACGACUCUGGCAACCAAGGCUGGCUUGCUUUUCAGUUACUAUAUCACGCUUUCUUUCUGGUCUGCGCAGACUCUCACUUUGUCUAUGGUCUCUCGCAAUAUCGCUGGCCAGACCAAGAAGGCUACCGUGGUUGCUAUGACAUUUAUCUCCUGGGCCGCUGGAAAUGCGAUUGGUCCUCAGGUCUUCCUUGACUGGGACGCCCCGCGGUAUCACAUUGCCUGGAGUGUCCAUCUGGCCUGCUAUGCCUGCAUGACUGCUGCGGUGAUUUUCCUGCGAUUCUACCUUAUCAGGCAGAACAAGAAGAAGGAUGAGGCUCUUGCCGCCCAGGGGCUGUCUGCAUCCGACCCAAAUCUCAUUCAUGCCUUUGAGGAUAAGACGGACCAGGAGAACAGCAACUUCCGUUACGUGUUCUAG
Penicillium waksmanii is the source of this 1653-nucleotide messenger RNA. RefSeq lists its product as uncharacterized. Lineage: Eukaryota; Fungi; Ascomycota; Eurotiomycetes; Eurotiales; Aspergillaceae. Gene Ontology annotation, biological process: transmembrane transport. The record is from RefSeq and is a predicted model, not a curated record. The coding region runs from base 1 to 1653 and encodes 550 amino acids. Gene Ontology annotation, molecular function: transmembrane transporter activity. The transcript has 3 exons. Gene Ontology annotation, cellular component: membrane.